UUCCCCAUUUCCCGAAAACCCUACGUUUUCUCGCUUCUCUGCCCCUUGAAUUUUCCCGAGAAAACCAGGAACCUGCCAAAUAUCUCUCUGAAAGAUCUCCAUGGGUAACCCGAAGGUGUUCUUCGACAUGUCGAUCGGCGGCCAGCCGGCCGGCCGGAUCGUGAUGGAGCUCUACGCCGACGUGGUGCCGCGCACGGCGGAGAACUUCCGCGCGCUCUGCACCGGGGAGAAGGGCGCCGGCCGCUCCGGGAAGCCCCUCCACUACAAGGGCUCGAGCUUCCACCGCGUGAUCCCGGGGUUCAUGUGCCAGGGCGGCGACUUCACCGCCGGGAACGGGACCGGCGGCGAGUCGAUCUACGGCUCCAAGUUCGCCGACGAGAACUUCGUCAAGAAGCACACCGGCCCGGGUGUCCUGUCCAUGGCGAACGCCGGCCCGGGGACCAACGGCUCCCAGUUCUUCGUCUGCACCGCCAAGACCGAGUGGCUCGACGGCAAGCACGUCGUGUUCGGGCAGAUCGUGGACGGGAUGGACGUGGUGAAGGCCAUCGAGAAGGUGGGGUCCAGCUCCGGCAGGACCUCGAAGCCCGUCGUCGUCGCCGACUGCGGCCAGCUUUCCUAGAUCGGGCGGUCCCCGUCGGUCGCCGGGAUCUCCCCCCCCCCCUCCCCGUGUGCGUGUGGGAUCUUAUCUGAUCUCCAGUCCGUUUCCGAGCAUGGUGUUUUAGGGCUUUCCUUUUUUUUUCGGCUUUUAGCGUGUGGGGUGUUCGGCCAGAUCUGGUUAUGGGUCUCUCCGCGGAUCCUUGUUGUCUGUAGGAUCGUCGAGACCUUUUAUGUUGGUUAUGUUGAACUGCCAGUCGGCCAUUAACUGCUGGAAAAAUAAGAUAGGGAGCUUUUCUUGAAAUGCGACCCUCUUUUUACCCUGUA
Molecule: messenger RNA, 921 nt
Organism: Eucalyptus grandis
Lineage: Eukaryota; Viridiplantae; Streptophyta; Magnoliopsida; Myrtales; Myrtaceae
Product: peptidyl-prolyl cis-trans isomerase
Exons: 1
Coding region: 101-619 (172 amino acids)
Biological process (GO): protein peptidyl-prolyl isomerization; protein folding
Molecular function (GO): peptidyl-prolyl cis-trans isomerase activity
Source: RefSeq, a predicted model, not a curated record